AACCCAAAGCAACCAAACAUAAAUUCAUCCCAAUUUUCUUCACCAUUCCUAUCCAAAUUGAAAUUUAACACACAACUCAUUUUCCGAGAAUCAAUCCAAGAAGUUUACCAGUCUAGCAACCAUGUGUGGCGGUGCUAUAAUAUCCGACGACGUACCUCCGAGCAAAUCAUCCCGGCGGCUGACAAAAGUCUCUUCCAAUCUCCUCCGGGAAAUUGGUGCCAAUAUUUUCGGAAGCACAAAGAUUCAUCAUUCCCGGAAGAACAACAACAUCGUACACUUCAACGGGUCCUCAACCCAAGUCAAAUCCGAAAUUAUUGACCCGGAUCACCAAUUCUAUACCGAGUUUCAGGAUUUCAAGGAUUACUUCAACGACGGCGAGCUCGAAGACUUAAACCCUUUUGCUUUCUCUGCUUCAAAACAUUCACCUUCUGGAUUACGAGGAACUGAAUCUGGAAAAAAACCUUCCGGCUAUGGAUAUGGAGCUGAUGAAUUGAGGAAAAGAAAGCGGAAGCCGCACCAAUACAGAGGUAUCCGACAACGUCCAUGGGGGAGAUGGGCUGCUGAGAUUCGUGAUCCGAGGAAAGGAGUCCGAGUUUGGCUUGGAACUUUCGGGAGUGCAGAGGAUGCUGCCAGAGCUUAUGAUACUGAGGCCAGGAAGAUCAGGGGACAAAAAGCGAAGGUGAAUUUUCCUAAUGAAACUGAUCAAGGUACCCAGGAAUAUACUAGGACUAAAAGGAGAUCAACCCUGAUUACUCCCAAGGAAAACCGAAAUCGGGUUGACUGCAGCAAAACAGAGUACUCUGGCUAUGACGAAUGCAGCAAAACAGAGUACUCUGAUUUUGGUUUGGGGAAAAAAUUCACUAAAAUUCCGGGCAUAUCAUCCCUCCUAUAUACUGUAACUGAUGAUCAUGAGGAAGCUCAAUCUCUGGAAGAUCAUGAAAAUCUCAAUCGUAAUCUCGUCAAUUCCCCAGAACGGAGUUGUAAUAAUCAAAUUGCUGCAAAUGAGGUUUGUGAGGGGUUAUCAGGUUUGGAAUCAGAGUUGGAGUUUUUCCAGACUCCCUUUUCAGAGGAGAAUUGGGAUUUAGCAGUUGAUGAUUCCUUCCUUAAUGGUGAUGGAAGAUAUGAUGAAUGGACAUUUGAGGAUUUAUGCUACCAUCAAUAAUGUUUGAGGUUGCUAUAUAGUCCUCAAAUUUUCUGCAUAGUUUGUGUUUUAUUUAAGAAACUUCUGUAAAUUUAGUAGGGUUGAUGCUGUGGUAAUCAGUUUGAUUUACUUGCUUUCUUUUAGGUGUAAAUUUGGUUUUCGGACCAUGAAGAGAGUCAUGUUGUGAGGAGUUUUGUGUUGAAAUUGCACGUGCAGAGAAGAGUAAGGUUUAAGUUUGGAGCAAUCUUUCACUUUGGUUGUUAAUCUUAACUAAGAUUUACUUCCUCUUAUAAAGUUUUUCUUGGUUUUGAUUUUGUUGAUUGGAUAUUAAAGGCUCCAAAAAUAAGAACAUUCAAAUUUGUUCCAAUCUGUAGUAUAAUAUAGACAAAAGGACUAUUUUUUUUUUUCAACUAAGUAAAUUUGAUUUGAUCCAACAAAUAAUUAUAGCAGGACCAACUACGCGAGACAGAUAGAAUGUAUAGAUAAAAAAAAUUCAGAUAUGCUAGUGUGUAUAAUACCUAGUUUAUUUAUAUUUUUAUUAUUAUUAUUUUGUUUUUGGCAAAUUGGUAAAUUGCAUUGCUUCAAUAUGUACAAACAGCCAUAUACAACCCUAUCAUCAAUCUAUUACAUUCAUUAGAUAACA
This is a messenger RNA of Oldenlandia corymbosa var. corymbosa, 1784 nucleotides long. Lineage: Eukaryota; Viridiplantae; Streptophyta; Magnoliopsida; Gentianales; Rubiaceae. The record is from the annotation of a GenBank genome assembly.